GGCGGUUCCUCCCAGCAGCAGCAGCCACACCGCUCACAGGGAAAGCUUUUCUUCUCACAGCAGCAGCAGCGGGGUUUUCUGACUGCACACACCGGAUAUUCAACACAUUAAAAACACACACUCACGUCUGAAAGCGGCGAGAGAAGAAGGACACCGUGGUCGGGUCGUGUAUCCCUCCCCAUCCCGCCUCUUUCAAUCCGGGCGUCGUUGCCUUUCUUUUCAUUUUCAUUUUUUUUUUUUUUUUAAAUUUGUGGUAUCUUUCCUCACAGAUUGGUCUGUGGCGCACUCAGGUUUUCUUUUGCUGACAUGGUAGAUUAUCACGCUGCCAAUAAUCAGUAUUCGGCCGGCGGUCCACAAACCUACAUGGAGCAAGAGAAUGAUUGGGACCGGGACCUGCUGCUGGACCCGGCCUGGGAGAAACAGCAGAGGAAGACGUUCACAGCGUGGUGUAACUCCCACCUGCGGAAGGCCGGCACUCAGAUCGAAAACAUCGAGGAGGACUUCAGGGAUGGGCUCAAACUCAUGCUGCUGCUGGAGGUCAUCUCAGGCGAACGGUUACCCAAGCCCGAGCGAGGAAAGAUGAGAGUCCACAAGAUCAACAACGUGAAUAAAGCUCUGGACUUCAUCGCCAGCAAGGGUGUCAAACUUGUCUCCAUUGGAGCAGAGGAAAUCGUGGACGGAAACGCCAAGAUGACCCUGGGAAUGAUCUGGACCAUCAUCCUCCGCUUCGCCAUCCAGGACAUCUCUGUAGAAGAGACCUCUGCUAAGGAGGGUCUUCUCUUGUGGUGCCAGAGGAAGACCGCUCCCUACAAGAAUGUCAAUGUGCAGAACUUCCACAUUAGCUGGAAGGACGGCCUCGCCUUCAAUGCUCUGAUCCACAGACACAGACCCGAACUCAUCGAUUACGACAAGCUCAGAAAGGAUGACCCAGUGACCAAUCUGAACAACGCCUUCGAGGUGGCUGAGAAAUACCUGGACAUCCCCAAAAUGUUGGACGCUGAAGACAUCGUGGGUACGCUGAGGCCGGAUGAGAAAGCCAUUAUGACCUAUGUAUCUUGCUUCUAUCACGCCUUCUCUGGUGCUCAGAAGGCUGAGACAGCCGCCAAUCGUAUCUGCAAAGUGCUGGCUGUCAACCAGGAGAACGAGCACCUGAUGGAGGACUACGAGAAACUGGCCAGUGAUCUGCUGGAGUGGAUCCGUCGAACAAUCCCCUGGCUGGAGAACCGAACCCCAGAGAAAACCAUGGCUGAGAUGCAGCAGAAACUGGAGGACUUCAGAGACUACCGCCGUGUCCACAAACCACCCAAGGUCCAGGAGAAAUGUCAGCUGGAGAUCAACUUCAACACUCUGCAGACUAAACUGAGACUCAGCAACAGACCUGCCUUCAUGCCAUCAGAGGGACGCAUGGUUUCUGACAUUAACGGAUCGUGGCACACUCUGGAGGGAGCAGAAAAAGGCUACGAGGAGUGGCUUCUCAACGAGAUCAGACGUCUGGAGAGACUCGAUCACCUGGCUGAGAAAUUCCGCCAGAAGGCGGCCAUCCAUGAAUCCUGGACUGAUGGUAAGGAAGCCAUGCUGACCCAGAAAGACUACGAGACCGCCUCUCUGUCAGAAGUCAAGGCGUUGCUACGGAAACAUGAGGCCUUUGAGAGCGACCUGGCAGCCCAUCAAGACAGAGUGGAGCAGAUCGCCGCCAUCGCACAAGAACUGAACGAGCUGGACUACUACGACUCUCCCAGCGUCAACACUCGCUGUCAGAAGAUCUGCGAUCAGUGGGACAGCCUGGGAGCCCUCACCCAGAGCCGCAGGGAGUCACUGGAGAGGACAGAGAAGCAGCUGGAGUCGAUAGAUGAGCUCUACCUGGAGUACGCCAAGAGGGCGGCACCCUUCAACAACUGGAUGGAGGGAGCUAUGGAGGACCUGCAGGACAUGUUCAUUGUCCACAACAUUGAGGAGAUCCAGGGUCUGAUCACAGCUCACGAGCAGUUCAAGUCAACCCUGCCAGACGCCAACAAGGAGCGAGAGGCCAUCCAGGCCAUCCAGGCUGAGGUGCAGAAGAUCGCCCAGUACAACGGCAUCAAGCUGAGUGGAACCAACCCCUACACCACCAUCACACCUCAGAGCAUCGACAACAAAUGGGAACAGGCACAGCAGCUCGUGCCCCAGCGUGACCAGGCCCUUCAGGAAGAGCUUUCCAAGCAGCAGUCCAACGACCAUCUGAGACGCAAGUUCGCCACUCAGGCCAACAUGGUCGGCCCCUGGAUACAGACCAAGAUGGAGGAAAUUGGCAGGAUAUCCAUUGAGAUGAACGGCACUCUGGAGGACCAGCUGACCAACCUGAGGGAGUACGAGCAGAGCAUCAUUGAGUACAAGCCCAACAUCGACCAGCUGGAGGGAGACCACCAGCUCAUCCAGGAGGCCCUCAUCUUUGACAACAAAUACACCGCCUACACAAUGGAGCACCUCCGUGUGGGCUGGGAGCAGCUGCUCACCACCAUCGCCAGAACCAUCAAUGAGAUCGAGAACCAGAUCCUGACGCGUGACGCCAAGGGCAUCAGCCAGGAGCAGCUCCACGAGUACCGUGCCUCCUUCAACCACUUCGACAAGGACCACAGCGGGGCCCUGAUGGCCGAGGAGUUCAAGGCCUGUUUGAUCAGUCUGGGCUACGAUGUGGAGAACAACAAGCAGGGUGACGCUGAGUUUGCUCGCAUCAUGGGCAUAGUGGACCCCAACAACAGCGGCGCUGUCACCUUCCAGGCCUUCAUCGACUUCAUGUCUAGGGAAACGACCGACACGGAUACCGCAGACCAGGUCAUCGCCUCCUUCAAGAUCUUGGCCGGGGAUAAGAACUACAUCACUGCUGAGGAGCUGAGGAGAGAACUCCCCCCCGACCAGGCGGAGUACUGCAUCGCCCGAAUGGCACCGUACUCGGGUGCCGACGGCAUCCCCGGAGCCCUCGACUACAUGUCCUUCUCUACUGCCCUGUACGGAGAGAGCGACCUGUAGAGGAGAAGCUGGACAGAGGAGGAGGAAGUGAGGGAGAGGAGGAAGAAGGGGGAGGGAGGUAGAGAGAGAGAGGUCUUCUGCGCGUGGCGGAAAUGCGCCAGGAAAUCGAGCAUUUUUGGAAGAAUUUGAGUGGUGGUUGUGAGGUGCCCCUGCGUGUGCCGGUUUUAGAAAUCAUCAGAAAUUUGUAAGACUCUUUGAGCUUGUUGAUUUGAACUGUAGUUAGAUUGGGCCUUUGCUGAAUGUUUUUCCAGUUCCUGUAUCACUUAAACAAAUUGAGAGUAAUCACGGUUAAUUUGACGUAAAGGUGUUAAUAAGAACAGGCAUAUCCAGGGGCAGCUGUGAAGACAGGGAACAGUUGCUCUGUAGUGCGGGUCUUUAACUUCACCCUCUCUGCCUUUGGGGGGUCAAACAGGGGAGGGAGAGGCAUGGGGAAGGGGAGGGGGGGCACAAGCUAAUCUGAUACUUAUGCUAAUUUUUUGUUUAUUUUAUUAUAAUUUUUUCUUCUUGCCAGGGGGGUGGGGUUCAGGGUGUCGAAUGCGCAGCGGGGGAGGGGAGGGGGGUUGACAUGCCGCACGGCGAUGUUUGUUUAUUAGAUCCUAGAGAGAUACAGUAUAUGCUGCGGGGGUCAGGGGAGUUGGGAGGGGUGCAGGGGAGGGGAGGGGUGGAGUGGGGUGUUGACCAACCAGAGAUAAAAAUGACAUAUUUACCCAUAAUUCCCAAUGUUGCUGGAUAAGGUGACCUGUCUAACCUCAAGCUCUUUCCUCUUCCUGUCUUUGUUUAAUUCUUUCUUUUUGUUUAGUUUCUGGAGCAGGUGGGUGGUGGGGUAGGGUCAGGUCAGGUGGGGAUUUGGGGUGUGUGUGGAAGGGCGGGGCUCAGCGCUGUACAUACUUAUUUUUUUCAGUGCGAAGAAUGACACACACAUACAGAGUCCCAGUCGUCGAGGAUCACCAAUCGCCGGCUUUCCAGUUGAGCGAAGUUGAGUGACGUUUAUUAAAAAAGAAAAAGGAAAAAAAAAGAAGAUGAAAUAUACCAAUGAAUAGUGACGCAGAGAGCGCAGUUUCACCAGUGGAGAGGUUGUUUUUUUGUUUUUUUGUUUUAGCAAUUGAAAAUAAUCAUAGAAGAAAAUGGGUAGCCGUUAGGUUGAGGCUUGUGUACCUAAAAGGCCUUCUCCUGUAUAAAUCCCAUGACAGUCCAAACCAUUAUUAUCCACAAAUAUCUGCUUCUGUGAAACUAUUAUCCUUCUGGGGCGGGCAUCAGGUGCUUAUUUAAAUACAAAAAAAAGAAGAAAAAACUAUACAUUUAUAUGAUAGCUAAGACUGCAGUAGUCAAAAGUUAGUUAAAAGAAUUUUAUAUUCCUGAUAACGCACACACAUGCAGACAUAUACACGUCAUGUCAUUGGAUGCAUUUGAUUGGCUGAAUGAAGGUUCUGAGGAGCGCCCCAGGUGACUUUUUCCAAAAAUUAAAAGGUGGAAGUAAUAAAAAUAAAAAAAAUUGCCUGUUGGUGGCUACAGCCCUGUCCUGCUCUCUCUCUCUCUCUCUCUCUCUCUCUCUCUCUCUCCCUCUCGCUCUCUCUCUCUCUCUCUUUUACUCUCUCCCACCUUCUCUCUCCCACUCCCUCUCUUCCCAAUCCCUUCCCUCCAUCCCUUCCCGUUUAUCUCUGAUGUAAGAGAAGGGAAAGAAAAUUUGCUAAGGAAGGAGGGAAGGGAAGUGUCGGGGAGGGGUCUUUUUUUUAUGUAAAACAUUCCAUUACAUGCAAAGAAUAACUUUAAAAAAGAGGAAAUUGUUCUGUAAUUUAAAAAAAAAAAAAAAAAAAUCUAUGCAAUCAUAAUGUGUUCAAUAUUCUUGGAGGAAAGUCGUGCGCAUCAAAUUGAGAACCAGAAAUAGAGGAUAACAGAUUUCUCCAGUGUUUGUCGGUCAUUGCAGGAUGGAGGAGAGGAAAGGAGAAGAGAGGGGGAGACAGAGGGACAGAAAGGGGAAGGAACUGAGAAGAAAAGACUCGGACCAAAAGCUUGUUUCUUUUUUUUUUCUUUCUCUUUGUUUUUUUUUUCCCCUGCGAGGUUGGAGAGAAAUGAACUCUGGAAUUGUGAUUUUUUUUUUUUUUUUUGUACUCUUUAAUAUCGAACCUUAUCUGCUGUACUGGAAACUGCAACGCCUUCUGUCUCUAAUGAUAAGUGAGUUUCACAAAGCACACAUAAAAGUUUCCUUACAAAAUA
This is a messenger RNA of Scomber scombrus (Atlantic mackerel), 5220 nucleotides long. It is a transcript of the gene actn4, whose product is annotated as actinin, alpha 4. The record is from RefSeq and is a predicted model, not a curated record. The transcript has 22 exons. NCBI's taxonomy places the organism in Eukaryota, Metazoa, Chordata, Actinopteri, Scombriformes, Scombridae. Gene Ontology annotation, molecular function: actin filament binding; calcium ion binding. Gene Ontology annotation, biological process: actin cytoskeleton organization; muscle cell development. Bases 307 to 3006 code for a protein of 899 amino acids. Gene Ontology annotation, cellular component: plasma membrane; Z disc; cell projection.